GUACAUGCGGAUAGUGAACUUGACAUUUACCCUGGCAACCCCCCCCCCCAUUCCUAGUGUGCAGUUUCACCUUUCGCCAAAUUUUCGUCUUCUUGAUGAUUUAUCUUUCGUAUUUCGCUUUUUCAGACCCCUAUGUACAACAUAUUUACAUCAUCCAUUUUGGGCAGGUCCAACAAUAGUUACAACUUGAUUUUGAUUUUUCUUUAAUAAACUAAGAAAUUUUCCAAGUAGAAUUUUUGUGUCAGUCCGAACAGUUUUGUUUAAUGUUAAGUAUAUUACUGGUGGGAAUCCUAUAAAAAAAUUAAAAAUAUUUAAAUU
Molecule: messenger RNA, 318 nt
Organism: Meloidogyne enterolobii
Lineage: Eukaryota; Metazoa; Nematoda; Chromadorea; Rhabditida; Meloidogynidae
Source: the annotation of a GenBank genome assembly